Molecule: messenger RNA, 856 nt
Organism: Pomacea canaliculata
Lineage: Eukaryota; Metazoa; Mollusca; Gastropoda; Architaenioglossa; Ampullariidae
Product: complement C1q and tumor necrosis factor-related protein 9A-like
Exons: 2
Coding region: 225-716 (163 amino acids)
Molecular function (GO): protein binding
Source: RefSeq, a predicted model, not a curated record
CCUGAUAAUCAGAUGUCUGUCUCCUACACUAUCAUUGUAUUGUGGCAGCAGAGGUAGGGUGCGCUUGAAAACAAAACAAUGCUAACUAACUUCAAGAAAAAUGUCCUUGUGCUAAUAGCUAUAGAAGUAGCACUGAGCUUUCGUGUUAUGGGUCCGUUAACAAAAAGUCCGAUGACUUGGAUAUAGAGGCGCUGAAGACGAUCGUAGAGCAACAAGCAGCUAGGAUGGCAACACUGGAGGGUGAGCUCACGGCUGUCAAGAACGAGGUCACGGUUAUCAAGAACGGACUCCCAAGGUCAUUUCAGCAAGUUGCUUUCACAGUUCGCUUUUCUACUGAUGAAAACCUUCACGGCAUCCUCAUCAGCUCUGGGCAGACUCUAAAAUUUGACAGUGUCAUAACUAACCUUGGCAACGCCUAUGAUGCAAGCACUGGAGUCUUCACGGCACCGAUAUCUGGACUGUACACAUUUCACCUGGUCGCCAUGGUUCCUCUUCAAGCCCGGAAUCUUGAUCUGGCUGUAAUAAAGGGCAGCAUCCCUGUAGACCACGUCUAUGCGAACAGUCAAAGCCCGGAUGCUCAGGGCUCGACCCAGUACACCAUACACCUUACUGCCGGUGAAAUGGUGUGGGUACAGCAAGUAGGGGGAGACGGUGUUAGAGGAGGUGACUGGACAGUCUUUACUGGAUACCUCCUAGCAGCUGACAAGCCUUCUUAAUAUCGUGAAGUUCGACCAAUGGCCUUUGACAUUCUUUGCAGUAAUAAUGCAACUUUUUUCCUGACUUCAUUCAACUAGACAUAUCUUGUCAACAUGAGACAAUCAGAGAAACCUUUUGAAUAAAAUAAACCUGUCUGUGA